AUGGGCUUUGAUCAAUCAGGAGCCGUUGACGUCUCGCUCCGCGCACGCGCGCACGCGUUCUGCGCGGAGGCGCGGCGCUCCCCGCAGCUAUGGCGCGUGUGCUUGGAGCGGCUCAUCUCGUCGCGCUACCCCGAGGUGCAGUUCUGGUGCCUGCAGGCGCUCGAAGAGCUCCUGCUGCGCCAGCGACUGCGCGCGGACGGCCAGCCUCAGCCCGUGGGGGGAGCAUCUUCCGCGCCUGGCGACGGCGGCGCUGGCGCAGGGGCAGAGGGUGAGUUUCUUCCGCCCGAGGCGCUGGCGGAGCUCCGCGAAACCCUAAUGGCGGUAGCCUUCAGGUGUCCCGUGGGAUCAGGGCUGAUGCCAGGGGCAGGUGAUGCGCAGGCGGGGGGGGCAGCGGGCGCGGGGGUGCCGCUGUGCGCGUCAUGGCCGGCGUUCAUCCGCAACAAGGUGGCGCAGGUCAUCGUGCUGCUCAUCCGCCUCCACUACCCCACACCGUGGCACACCGCAUUCGACCCCAUCGUCUCCGCGCUCAUGGCGGUCGGCGCAGCGGCCAACCCCCAAACCUCCGCCGCCGCUGGCACCACCGGCGGCAUGGCGCAAGCGGGUGGCGGAGACGGCGCGGGCACUUGGAGUCUAGUGAGUCUGGACAUGGCGUGCCGCGUGCUGGCGGCACUGGACCAGGAGGUGCUGAGCAUUGAGUACGCGCGCACUGCGGAGGAGUCCGCUGCCGCCAUGCGCGUCAAGGACGGCAUGCGCGAGGGCUGUAUCGCGCCGCUCGUGCAGGCCUGGUACUGCGCCGCCGUCGCGCUGCUAGCGGCGCUGGGGGCGGGGGGAGCAGCGGGUGCGGGGGCGCAGCUGGGCGGGAUGCCGGGAAGUAAUUGCGUGGGCGGGGAAGGGGGAGAGGUGGUGUUGCGGGACGGGAGGGGGAGUCCGGUUAGCAGGGACGACGCAGCGGCAUCUGUAGCGGCGCUGCUGGAAACGCUACAGCCGUACGUGGCGUGGAUAGACAUUGGGCUCGUCGCGGACUCGCGCUGGCUGCCCCUCCUUUUCGGCCUGCUAGCCGCGCAUACCAGCGACGUGCGCCUGCGAUCCGCGGCGUGCGGGUGCAUCCUCGCUAUAGUGAACAAGCGCAUGGACGCGGUAAGCAAGGUGGCGCUGCUGCAGCGCGUGCAGAUCGCGCAGGUGGCGGGCGUGCGCGUGGUGGAGGAGAUCGCGCGCGCGGACGAGGGGCUCACGCUGCGCCUGGCGGAGCUGCUCACGGGCGCCGCCACCGAAAUCAUGGAUUGUGAGGCGCUAGACCUACCAACCAAGGAGGGCGAGGAGGAGGAGGAGCGGGUGGGCGAGCAGCGCAAGGACCUCUUCGUGCUGCUGCGCUCCGCCGCCAAGGUCAACCCUGCCGUCGUCCGCGCCUUCGUGCACGAAACCCUAGCGGCAGCGCUCGCACGCGGGCCGCACGCGACGUUUGCAGAGACGGAGGCGGCAGUGCAGCUGUUCUAUCAGCUAGGCGAGGGCGUCACAGAGGAGGCGCUCAAGCCCGGCAGCGGCGCGCUGGGGGAGAUGACCGCGCUUCUCCUCUCCUCCUCCCCCUCCUCUGCCUCCUCCGCGGCCUCCCAGCAGCAGGGAGCAGGUGGGGCGGGAGCAGGGGCAGCGGGAGGGGGGUUGAGGUACAGGGGGCACCGGCUGGUGGCGGUGGCGUGGUUAGAGGUGAUCGUGCGGUAUGUGCGGUUCGUGCAGCAGCACCCGCACUACAUCCCUGCUGCGCUUGAUGCGUUCCUGGGCCCGUGGGGCGUGGGGCACGGUAACAGUGCGGUGGCGGGGCGGGCGGCUUACCUGCUGAUGCGCGUGGUGAAGGUGCUCAGACAGCAGCUGCUGCCACUGCUCGACUCCAUCCUCAUGGGGCUGCAGCGCAUGUUAGAGGCCAUCACCUCCGCACCAGCAGCAGCAGCAGGCAAGGCGGCGGGAGGGCAGGGCAGAGCAGGGGGGCCGUUUGGGCGGGGAGAAGGCGCCUUUGACGACCGCAUAUAUGCGUACGAGGCAGUGGGGCUGCUGUUGGCGCAGGAGGAGGUGCCAGCUCAGCAGCAGGCAGCGUGCUUAUCGGCGCUGCUCACACCACUUAUCGCACGGGCAGAUGCGUUGGCACAAGAAGCACAGGCGGCAGAAGCAGCAGGGGGGGGAGCGGAGGCAGCAGCAGGCAUGGUGGCAGCGCUGCAGCAGGUGAUCAUGGCCAUGAGUUACCUGUCCAAGGGCUUCGCGGCGCACAUGGUAACCACCACGCGGCCAGAGCUGGCGCGGCUGUUCAAGGGCGCAGUGGAGUGUGUGCUGCGCGUGCUGCACGCCCUGCCCCGCAGCCGCCCCACCCGCUCCAAGGUGACAUCGUUUCUGCACCGCAUGGCGGACUGCCUGGGGCCGCACAUCAUCCCCUUCCUGCCACAAGCACUGCCACUCCUCCUCGCCAACUGUGAGGCGAGGGACAUGGUGGAGUGUCUGCAGCUGAUCUCACUGCUCACAGCCAAGCACCGCACACACAUGGCGCCCAUCGUCGACGCCCUGCUCGCGCCCCUCUUCACCCGCCUCUCCAUCCUGCUCCCCUCCUCGCUCCCCUCGCUUAUGGGACCCCCCAACACUGCCUCUCACGCCUCUGGCACCCCCGAGGAGGUGAGGGAGCAGAGGGAGGUGUUGAGGGCGGUGGUGAUGCUGCUGCACGGCAUCACGAUGGCGGACCUGCACGCCACCUUCCUCUCCCCUGCCAACACCUCGCAAGUGCUCCCACGCAUCAUCACUCUCCUGCUCGACACCGCCGCCCUGCAUGCUGACGUAGCUCUGCGCAAGGUGGCAGUCGCCUGCUUCAUCCGCUUCGCCUCCGACUGGUGUUCCUGCGACCCUGAGAAGGCGCCGGGCUUCAGAGCGUUUCUGCUGGAGCAGUUUCUGCCCACAGCGUGCCUGCUGCCGUGCCUGCAGCCGUCCUUCUCCCUGCAGGAUGCCAACUCUGCUCUGCUGGUGAUUGACAUCUCUCUAGCCCUGCUGGCGCUGCACCACACGUGUGGCCAGCUGCUCUCCGACGGCCUCCUCUCCUCCCUGCUGCCCUCCCUCAACUGCCCUCCCACAUUAGCUGCCAACUUUUGUACCCAGCUCCAGAGAGGAGAUGCAAAGAUUGCACGUGAUGCGUUUAGAGAGUUAUUGGUUCAGCUGCGAGCGCUACAUGCACCCACGCAAGGCAACGUUGCAAUGGCUUUGGCUUUUGGAGCGCUCCACGCAGUGAGAAGCACUUUAUUUCAAGCACUGUAUGAGUUAUCUCGUUCCAACUCAUCCAAAACUUUCCUCCACUGCUGCACCAAGAUGGCGCAUUUGGAAUGCAACGAUCAGGAACUCGCCUACUUAACCUACCUAUUGGGGAACGAGCUGCUUGAUCUGGACCUCCCUGCCGCAGCCGCCGCUCAGCCUGGGCAUCAAAGGUCAUUGCGAGCUUCCGACGUACGGAACAGAGCUUCGUCGGCAGAGCCGGUGCUGGUGCCUGUUGCUCCCUUCAAUGGCAGACUGAAUGAAAGCACCAAUUUCACGCAAGUUGGCGAGGCGCAAGGGCGAAACUGCCCGCAGGCCAGGACCAUGGGGCGGGGAGCUGGGUCAUUUCACGGUAGAAGCUUUUCUGCGCCAGCAAACGAAGUGGCCGGCUCCCCAUCAACAACUUCUGUGGUUCUUUGUUCCAUGGCUGAGCCAGCCACUUCGUUGUCCCAGCGGCACCGUUUGGAACCUGGGUUUCUGGCUGGUUGCGCUGCAGCCCCCACAGCCGACCCUACUGCAUGCUCCCCCACAGCAAAUGCCACUGCAGCGGCAUUGGCCGCCUGUGACUUAGUGGGAAGACAGCAGGGUGGAAAGCUGAGUCAGGCUCUACAAAAUCCACCUGAAGCUCCUGAAAUGCGGAGGGACAGAAUAUUGUUCCGUGGUCUGUCAGACACCGCAGGCCGCAGCACCUUGAGCCCGGUGAAGUCUCAAAAGCAGAGCCACUGCGUUCAUUCGAGGGCUGGAGGCGGUGGCAUUACAAAGAAGAGUUUUACUGAAAAGAACAGGAGAGCUCGUGUCAGUCAGGGAUUUGCAAAUUUGCGAGAAGUCAUACCUAGGGAGUUCCUAAGCAGCCACAUUCAGAAGACAAGGGGAUUUACUCAAAAGGCUGACUUGUGCACAUUGCUAAAUGCAACAUCCGAGUACAUUGGCUACAUGAAGGCGAUAUGUCUGGAGGGCGAGGCGGGCCCUACGGGGGUGGCGUCGGGGCUGUCAGCAGCGGUGUGCGGCUCCAAGCUCUCCGUGCAGUUCAUGUGGAGCUUCUCCUACUGGAGUGCUUACUUCCUCACUUGGGUGAUCAUCCCCAUCAUGCAGGGGUACGAGGACGCGGGGGACUUCACGGCAAGAGAGCGGCUGCGCACGAGUGUGAGGACGAACCUCAUGCUCAUUGGCAUCGUGGGUGCUGUGGCCGUGGUCGGCAUCAUCAUCCUGCUCGCCACCAAGGAGAUGGCCUGGGACAACAUAGUGUCGCUGGCCAUAGGGGCAUCUAACGCGUUUGCGCUGAUAACGGGCGCGCUGCUGCUGGGGUACGGGCUGGUGGAGAUCCCAAGGGGUCUCUGGAGCCACGCGGACCUGGCGGAGCGCCACAAGUGGCUGUCGGUGCGCGUGGCCCGGGCGGCGCAGAAACUGGACCAGGCACACCAAGAGCUCAGCACCGCCAUUGUGAUUGCACAGGCCACGUCGCUGCAGAUGCCCCGUCAUGAUCCCCUGCGACCCAUGAUGGAGAUCAUCGAUGCCAUGGCGAGUGAGGAUGCGGGGUUCAAGCCAUCGGGUGGGCAGAUAGGCGAGAACGACAUGGACUACGAUGCUGACGCCAAGAGCAUGGCUGCGCUCAGGCGCCGCCUGCGCAACGCCCAGGACAACUACUCGCGCUGCAAGACGGAGUACUGCACGGUGGUGUGGGAGGCGCUGCAGCUGGAGGAGACGCUGCAUAACUGCUACCAGGGCACGGGCCGCUACACCUCCUACCUGCGCGCGCCCAGAAAGGGCUUCUUUGCUCCACUCCUCGAUGUUGCCGAGUGGUGGUGGCGCUGUGCCAUUCGCAGCCACGUGGUGAGGGCCUUUGCACUCCUCCUCGGCCUCAUCUCCCUCGCCAUCCUCUUCGCUGAAGCCACCCUGCUCUCCCAAAAAUGGGUUGACCUCUCGCUCUUCUCUGUGCUUGUGCGUGCCGCCGCGCUGCACGGGGAGGCGGUGCAGCUGAUAGUGUUUGUGCCGCUGGUGUACCUGUGCGUGUGCACCUACUUCUCGCUCUUCAAGCUCGGCAUGUUCUCCUUCUACUACCUCGUCCCCGCACACACCGACUCCGUCUCGCUGCUCAUCAACUGCUCCAUGGUGUCGCGAUAUGCUGCCCCCAUGUGCUACAACUUCCUCAGCCUCAUCCACCUGCGCCACUACAACUAUGCCACCGGCUCCGUUGAGCCCCUUGAAACUGUCUUUGAAAAGCGCAUGGGGGUGCUGCCCAAGUCGUUUGACCGCGUGUACCCGCUGUGCAUGGUGGCAUGGUCGCUGCUGAUCGCGCUCAACGUGCACCACCGCCUCUUUGACUCCGUCACGCACCUCCUCUCGCACUGCCGCGGCCUCUACAGCCGCACCUGGCGCCGCCUGCGCUUCGACGAUGACGAUGAGGGCGACGAUGUGGGUGUGGACGGGCGCAGAGUGGUGGUCAAGGGCCACAUGAUACUGCAAAGAGAGCGGGCGACCAUAGAGCGCGGGCUGCCUGUGGGCGACAGCGUCGUGCCACUGGCGCGUCACUUCUCCUCCAAGGACCUCCAUGCCACUUCCUCCGCCUCCUCCCUGCUCUCAGGCCACUACUCCACCCCCACUAAGGUGCCUCACACGGACCCCAGCUCCUCCUCCUCCGCCGACCCACUGCUUGACUCGCGCCUCUCUGCGGUGAGGCCAGCAGGGGGCAAGCCUGCCGCUGACAGCGCCAGCACCAAGGACCCGGAGUCGGCAUCCUUGCUCAGAGCAGCAGACGCCAGUUCCGCUUCACUCAAAUACUCUGGCAUCAUUGCCACUGGUGCUGCUGCUGCUGGGUCAUCUGCUGGCGGCACUGCCAGGAAGCCCCAGCGACCUCCUGCAGGAGGUGCUUCAGGUGCUUCAUCAGGUGCUGCGUCCCCAGCAGCAGGUGUGGCAGCCAGGGCGGGGCUGGAGGCGAGCAUCAAGUCAAGCUCAGCGGGCGAUCUGCUACCCCUGGGUCGGGAGAAGUCAAGGCAGGCCUCUGUCCCUGGCAGUCCCCUCUUGCUCUCUCGAGCUGCCUCUCCCCUUGUCACUGCCAGGCUGCCACCGAUUAGCACCUCUGCUCACUCCACUCCACACCACCUUUCCACUGCUGUAGCUGCUGCUCCUGCUGGCAGUGCAACACCAACCCGCCCGCUCUCGCCUCCCUUGCUUCUCUCUUCAGCUCUGGGUCUAAGCUCUGCAGCAAUGGUGUCAACCCCACAGCGGUACUUCUGGGCCGGUCAGGCCACAGCAGCAACAGCUGCAGGUGCAGGAGAGCAGCAAGAAUCGGGCACCCGGCAAGAGAGCAGUCAUGCAGUGGGUAUGUCUCCUACAGAGUCCCCGCCAAUCUCGGGCCAAAGAGGAGCAGCAGCAGGUGCCGGGUCAGCCCACGGCCACACAGUGAAGAUGAAGGGGGUGUGGAUACAACCGGAAGGAGUGGAGGUGGCGUGA
This is a messenger RNA of Closterium sp. Yama58-4, 6726 nucleotides long. NCBI's taxonomy places the organism in Eukaryota, Viridiplantae, Streptophyta, Zygnematophyceae, Desmidiales, Closteriaceae. The record is from the annotation of a GenBank genome assembly.